UGUGUGUGUGUGAGAGAGAGAGAGAGAGAGAGAGAGAGAGAGAGAGAGAGAGAGAGCGAGAGAGAGAGCGAGAGAGAGAGAGAGCGAGCAAGAGAGAGAGAGAGGGAAAGAGAGAGAGAGAGAGAGAGUGGACUUACUCUACCAACGCACACAUCCCUCCUGUUUCUCUCAAAUGCCUCCUGCUCUAAAUAACGGCUCUGCUACUGAUAGAUCUUUUGUUCUUUAAUGUAACAUCUGGACACAUGUGCACAUCUGGCAGUAAGAUCUGAUUGGAAAGGGAUUUCACAGGACCUUCAGGAACCACCAGGUCUGGCCUGUGAUUAGUCAAUCCCAGCGUCCUUUGUGUUGGACAAUGGAGGAAUCCGUAAUUGUGACCCGCAACGCAUAGAUCUGAGCUCCAAAGAUGGCAGCAUCUGGAUACCCUCAGACCCCCGACCUUAACGAAACACAAGCCAACCACUCACUAGAAAAUGGCACAUCUGUGCACCCUACUCCCAGCAUGCAGCUGGGCACCAUGUCCAAUCCACAGUCCCGUCUCCGGGAUGCCAUGGGUCUGGCGGCCAUGGUGACGCUGAACGCCGUGGCUCUGCUGGCGAACCUGGCCGUGCUGAUUGUAGUGCUGAAAGCGGCACACCUGAGGAAGUACAGCUUUGUGUGGCAUUUAUGUGGUGUGGAUGUGCUGUGUGCAGCCCUCCUGAUGCCCCUGGCCAUCGUGUGUGGUUCACCAUUCUUCGCUGGGGUCAUCUUUACUCCACUUGAGUGCCGCCUGUACGUCUUCCUCAAUGCUUUUCUGAUCUCUGCCUCCAUCUUCACAGUGACGGCGAUCAGCGUCGAGCGCUACUACUAUAUCGUGCACCCGAUGCGCUACGAGGCCAAAAUGACACCCCGCAUUGCAGCUGCGGUCAUGGCGCUUGUCUGGUUGGCGUCUGCUGUCCUUGGAUUGGCCACUGUGUUUGGGUGGCCCAGUUAUCGUCACCACAGCGCCAUUGCUGCCGCCCACUGCUCACUUCACUGGAGCCACAGUGGGCACCGGCGUGUUUUCUCCAUUAUCUUCUGCGUGCUUUGCUUUUGCGUCCCGGCCGCCAUCAUUCUAGCUGUGUAUGCGAACGUCUACAAGGUGGCGCACAUGGCCGCCCGACACAGGGGUCCUCUGCCUAGCUGGGUGCCUGCAACACCUCGUCCAAAACACCGCUCUGACUCAGUCAACAGCCAAACCACCAUCAUCACCAGCAGCUCUAGUGCUAGGAGAGGGACAGGAGCACAUGCACCACGCAGGCCACGCAGAACACUGGUGGGCGGUAAGGCAGCACUCACACUGGCCGUCAUCGUGGGCCAGUUUGUCCUCUGUUGGCUGCCAUACUUUGCCUUCCACCUUCACUUGUCCCUGGGUGUUGCCCACAGCUCAGCUGAUGAGGCAGAAGGCCCUGUCACGUGGCUGGCGUACUCUUCAUUCGCUGCAAACCCAUUUUUCUAUGGCCUGCUGAACCGGCAGAUUCGUGAGGAGGUGUGCAAGACGAUGUGCUGCUGUUGCCGCUCGCCCAGCAGACCCGCUAGACCUCCAGCGUCCGGGCACGAUGGCUCUGCGCAUGAAGACUUCCUGCACUUCCUGAAGCGCAGCAGCUCGGUAGAAGCCACACGCAGCAGUUACAACACUGCAACUCCCAGAAACACACUGGACCAAACUGGCUUCAGGAUACCAGGACAGAUACCCGAGGAACUCACCUAGGCUGCCAAAUCUGGAAGCCAAAUCUGGAACAUUCAAACUGGAUCCAAAUCUGGAAUGUUUAAAAUUGGAUCCAAUGCCGGAACAGUCAACAAACCAUAUCCAAUUCUGGAACUUUCAGAAUGGACCUAAAUCUAAACUGUGCAAAUGGGAUCCAAAUCUGGGGCUUUUAAACCAGAUCCAAAUUUGGAAUGCUAAAAACAGAUCGAAAUUAAAAUUAGACUGAUGUAAGAUUGAAAUAAAAUCCAGAUCAAUGUUUAAAAUCAGAAUUAAAUCUGGAAUUGAACCAGAGCAUCAAAGUGAAUAUAAAGUAAAAUACUGAAGAAAAAAAAAAUAUUACUGCUCCAGCAUUCCUGCUAUUUUAGCAUUUACUCAGAUGCUGCUGAAAGCAGGUCUAAUCAAAUAAUUCUGAUCAUUGAAGAAAUGUACAGUUGAAAUCUCUUUUGGUUCUGCUUUGUCAUGCUAAUAGCAUGUGAUAAUACGAGCGAUAUAAUCAAGGCCACACACACACUUUUAUACUGGGUUGUUUAUGUAGACUGAGUUUUAACAUGGACUACUAUUUUUAAAUAAUUAAGAUCGGUUUUAAAGGAUUAUUAUAAAUUACCAAAUUUCCAUUGACUUGAAUUAGAUUGAAUCAAAUAUGUGAAAACAAAAUCUGAUUCUGAGGUCGGACUGUUUGAAGCCAGCCUCAGGUACUCAGGGCUGUUAGUUUUACAGAGAAGUAAGAACAUUUUCUUACACGGACACCACAAUGACGCCUUUAUUUAUGGUCUUCAUCCGUGUUUUAUCAGAACGAAAAUUUUUCCUUGCGAUCCUUAACCAACACGUCUUAAUUCGCUCGCCUUAAAACACAACGCAACUUUUUAUCUAACAGAAAACUCUCAACUCCUCCUUUAAAUCCAUCUUUUUUUGUUAUCGAUUUAACGAAUAUCCUGUAUGUUGGUACCAGUGCUUGAUGAGUUGUUUUGCUCAACACCGAAGACACGGCGUUAGUAUCUUUGACAUGGUGUUGUUUAAUAUUGUUUAUGAAGAUAUUUUAACGUUAAUAUUCAGUCAGAUGUAAUGUGAGUAGAUCCACGUCGAGUUCACGGUGGUGUGCGAAAUGAUAUUUAUUUGGAACUCUAUUUAUUCAAGAUUAAAAGCCGUCUUUCCGUUUUGAUUUCUGUUCAUUUUCUUCUCCGUGUGGCUCUGAGAUGUUUCUAAGACCUUCUG
Tachysurus vachellii is the source of this 2935-nucleotide messenger RNA. RefSeq names its product probable G-protein coupled receptor. Gene Ontology annotation, molecular function: G protein-coupled receptor activity. The record is from RefSeq and is a predicted model, not a curated record. NCBI's taxonomy places the organism in Eukaryota, Metazoa, Chordata, Actinopteri, Siluriformes, Bagridae. Gene Ontology annotation, biological process: G protein-coupled receptor signaling pathway. Gene Ontology annotation, cellular component: plasma membrane; signaling receptor complex; endosome. Bases 404 to 1726 code for a protein of 440 amino acids. The transcript is spliced from 2 exons.